Triticum turgidum subsp. durum (durum wheat) is the source of this 1062-nucleotide messenger RNA. The record is from the annotation of a GenBank genome assembly. Lineage: Eukaryota; Viridiplantae; Streptophyta; Magnoliopsida; Poales; Poaceae.
AUGAGCUACCUUAUCCAGGUGCCAGGCCACGACGCCAUCAUCCCGAUGAUCGACCACUUCCUCUACCGCACCGCCGGCGGUGGCUCCCCGCCGUCUCUGGAGCGGCUCCCCCCUCUUGACGGGACCAUCGCCCAGCUCCAGGACCGAAUCAAGGCCCGGGCCAGUGACGACGCCACCACGAAUCAGCUUUUGCGCAGGGUGCGGGGCCUGGACCUAGGCGUCCUGUGCCGCGGAGGGGACGAGGUCGCCGUCGCAGAGCUCGAGAUCACCGGGUCCAUGGCGCCGCCCAAGCUCCACGUCCUGUGCCCGUCCACCUCUAGCAGCUGGGAGGUCAAGCAUCCGCCCAUCAUUCCCUGCGACGCCGCCAGGGAAUUUGAUCUGGGGGAGUUCUUGAGGUGCUUUGAUGCUCACGCGGUCGUCCCCUUCAGGAGCUACCUGUGCUGGGUCGAUUACUCCCUUGGUAUCCUGUUCUGCGAUGUGUUCGAUGAGAGCCCCAGGCUCCUACACCUGGAACUCCCAGCUAAAUUGCCCCAAUUGCAUCUCGAAGUCAUGGGCCGAGCAUGGGCGGAGGCAUACCACGCCGUCGGCGUCACAGAGGGCGAGGCCAUGAAAUUUGUCAAACUUGUCCGUGACAAGGACGAGUUCUCUGAAACCAUGGCGCCUGCCACCGAUGCUUUCACCAUCACCUCCUGGGCACUGAGAAUAACAGAAAGCGACGGCAUGAUGAAGUGGGAGCAGGAUGCAUUUCUCAGAUCCAGCGAGAUCGGGUUUGAUGGAUUCACACAUCUUCCUCGUACCCCAUUGGAAUUACCUCUCAUCAGCAUGUAUGAGCCCAGUGUCGUUUACUUCAUGAUCGGGCAGGACCAGGCGUCGUACAUGUAUAAUAAGGUAUGGAUUGUUGCCGUUGACAUUAGCAACGGCAAGGUGAAGUCUUCAUCUGCAUACAUCAAUGGUGUAGGACAGGUGGGGGACCUCUGUGGUGAGGAAGCGCUGUACUUUGCCAGAGAAAAACCCCAGUGUUACACUAGCUUUCUUACCUGCCGACUUCGCCAAGCACCUUAA